Molecule: messenger RNA, 1111 nt
Organism: Maniola jurtina (meadow brown)
Lineage: Eukaryota; Metazoa; Arthropoda; Insecta; Lepidoptera; Nymphalidae
Product: allergen Tha p 1-like
Exons: 3
Coding region: 51-425 (124 amino acids)
Source: RefSeq, a predicted model, not a curated record
CGAUAUAAUACGCAGUAUUAGCACAACAUAGGAACAAGAAACUUGAAACGAUGAAGAUUAUUGUAGUCCUGGCGUCUUUGGUAGCAGCGGCGUUGGCCAUUCCUGCUGACACCUACGAUCCUAAAUACGACAGCUUCAAUGCUGCGGAAAUGGCGUCAAAUCCACGUCUGCUUCGGAACUUCGGCAAAUGCUUCCUCGGGCAGGCGCCAUGCACCGCCGAAGGAAACGCUUUCAAUAUAAUAAUUCCCGAAGCGCUUCAUACCAAUUGUGGAAAGUGCACGCGCAAACAACGUGAGCUAGUGCGCAUCAUAGUACGCGCUUUCCAGAAAGAUGUUCCUGAUAUAUGGGAACAGCUCGCGAAGAAGCAUGACCCCAACGGCCAGUACAAGGAAUCGUUCAAUAAUUUCCUUAACGCCAAGGACUAAUUUUUACCAAAGACCACCAUAUUUUCUGCCACCACGAAGACAGUGACAGUGACAGUGCAAGUUUUCAGGUUAAUAAACAACUCUGGAGUUACAUUAAUCAACACAUAAUUAAAUUAAAUUGAAUUAAGUUGCGUUGGUUAACCUGCUUUGUAAGUUACGUGGUAAAAUUCGGUGGUGUUUGGUAAUUCUUGCCAAAGACCACAGAAUUUCUCUUACUUUUCAAUAGGACCUUCAUAGGUCCAACAAACAAUUCGGGAUUUAGAAAGAUACACGCCAACCCACAAGUCACGUUGGUUUGGCUACUUGAUAAGCUAAUCACGUGAAAAAUUUCGGUGGUGUUUGGUGAUUGUUGUCAAAGGCCACCGCAUUUCACCGUAACACUUAUAGUGGAGUCAAUGAGGCCUUUUCGAAGUACUGACAUAUUAUUAUCUACUAAUACAACUAAUAAAAAAUUGGUACAGGUCAGUGACUUUGGAAAACAAAUACUUCGCUGAUAAAAUUACCUGUAACUUUUGAUAAUGUUUGUCUUUUCUUACCUAUGAUUAUGUUAAUUUAUGAAAUCUAGAGAACUCUGAAAAAUGUCUGUGAUAUACAAUAAUUUUAUUCCAGUCCGUAUUAAUUUUGUACUUUUUAAGCCGAAAUUCAAAAGAGUGGACUUAUGAAAUAAAACAUUUUAUUUGUAUAGG